Messenger RNA from Pieris rapae (cabbage white), 1760 nucleotides. Its product is annotated as germinal-center associated nuclear protein. The transcript is spliced from 7 exons. Gene Ontology annotation, biological process: centrosome duplication; spindle assembly. Gene Ontology annotation, cellular component: nucleus; centrosome; spindle. The record is from RefSeq and is a predicted model, not a curated record. NCBI's taxonomy places the organism in Eukaryota, Metazoa, Arthropoda, Insecta, Lepidoptera, Pieridae. Bases 384 to 1475 code for a protein of 363 amino acids.
AAAAUAGUCAGAGUUAUAAUAAUCAGUCAGAGUUAUGUCUUAGGGCUUUGAUAAACUACUUGUUUGUUCCUUCUACUCUUACGUGCUCUUGAGGUAAAAUCAGUUUUUGACAGUUGGUCUGGUUGGGAAUGACAUAGCUCAUGAUAUGUAACGUGAUUUUUUCAUACAAAUUCGGUAUUAAUGGGUCACGCCUGUCGAAAUCCGACUUUGUCUAAGCCACGGAAUAGGCCGUUUGCUAUUUUAGAUUAGCAUUCAUUCAUUUUGACAUAUUUACAUUUUCUUUAUUGUCUCUAUGUUUGUAUGAGUAAAACAGAAUUAUUAUAAACAAUAAAUGGUAAAACUUGAAACUAAAUGAAAAGGGAGAAAAUCUUUAGAUUUAUAUAAUGUCCUAUCUAAACUAUCUAUGUAAUAAUAAACGAUCAAAUAAGAGAGAGAAAAUUAUUGGAACAUGCUACACUAUGUGUCCCCAGGAAGAAAUUAGGUUACGAAAGCGUGAAAAGCUUGUUCAUAUAUUAGAAGUGGUUGGUGAUAAUUUUAACCUUGUCAAAAGUUAUAGUAGGUCGGCUGCAGAUGCUAACAUGGCUGUUCCUAGCCUGCUGCGACCAUACAAUGUUCUUAAGAAGACUGUGAAUUAUUUAUUACAUGUAGUGGCUAAACAGACAAAUGUACCAGUAAUAGUAAUUUAUGACUUUUUAAAUGACAGACUAAGAGCAGUGCGACAAGACAUGACUAUACAAAGAUUGCUUCCUGACCAAUGUGUGGAAUUACUUGAACCAAUUAUUAGAUUCCAUGUAUAUUUUGCUUACAGAUUAUGUGAAAAAGCAAUAAAAGAAUUUGAUCCAGUGCUAAAUAACAAAUUAUUACUUGAAUGUGUAAAGUGGUUUCUAAGUUGUGCUGAUGAAAUGGACAGACUAAACAGUUCCUUUAAUAUAGAUAAUACAACACUGAGUUUGGACUUAUUAAACUUAGAAGAUAGUAAGACUAUGUAUGACAGAGUUCUUGUGGAAAUUUUAUAUAUUUUGUGCAAUAUAGAAAAUCAUCAGCCCUUGGUACGGUAUCUUGCUUUACCAAGUUAUAUAAAAAGAAAUCCUCGAUUAAAGCUUGCCUUUGAGAUUGCAAUAGCUAACUUAAAGAAUGAUUUUAUAAGAGUUUGUAGGCUGUCUCGUGGAUUGUGUCCGCUCACCACUUGUGCCUUUGUAAUUUUUUUACCAACAUUGCAAAGAAGAAGUCUACAAAUAAUGAGUUCAGCGUACAACAGCAAGCAACUGACGAUUCCAACAACAGUAUUACAAGAAUGGCUGUUGUUUAACAAUGUUGUUGAUGUCACUGAAUGUUGUAAACUGUAUGGUUUAAAUGUUGAUAAUGGAGUACAAUUCAAUAAGAUGUCCUUCAAAUGUGAUAUUGAAGUUCAUAAACCAAAACUCAUCAAUCGGCUUACUGGAAAUGAAAUUAUAAAAUUGGAAGAUGUUUUAUAAUAUUGAGAUUAUUUAUCAGGACUGUGAAACCCAGCUAGGCAAUCAAUUCUGAGCUAUGAAUAGUGUCGGUCACAGAUCAUACCAAAACACAUAAAAUAUACCUACCCAUAAAAUUACCCAAAGACUGAGAGUUGAAGAAAUGAGACUAGAAAAGUAUGAAUUUCCGUAUAUUACUUUGCUGAUAACAUAUAUUCAGAUAUAUGUUAACAUUUAUUUCUGUAUUAAGAUUUACAUAUACCAUGUAUAAAGAUCUCAUGUAUGUUUUUAAUAAAACAAUUUUAUUAA